CAAAAAGGAGGUGAGGGGAAAAGGUUUAGGCUCCCCUGUUACCUCUCUUUUCCCCAACAUUUUGUUGUGGAUAAGAAAAUGUCCUCAAGUGUCUAUCAAGGGUUGCAAUCAUGCCCGGAGCAAAGGCUCGAAUCACGUUUUUUGAGGCUGAAACUAGCUCCACCAAAAAUGAAUUUUCCUGGCUCCAUUGCUCCUCCUAAGCCCUGUUUCACUAACCCUGCCCCUACCGAGCCCAAACCUAUGCCCUAUAAUGAAGAAAAAAACACCGCCAUCACCAACAAUAAGAGCAACAUAAAUGAUUGCAAAACAAUUGGCAAUCAAAAUUUUGACAUGGGCGGCUGGAGUUUCCUCCAGUCCCUCUCCAACGCAGAAGAUUCUACCGAGCAUGACAAAGUUUACGUGCAUCCUCUCGUUAAGCCUUCAGCUUCAGCGCUAAGUGAAAAAAGUCUUAAAAUGUGCACCGAAAGCUUGGGUAGUGAAACCGGAAGUGAAGUUAGCGACAGCAGCGAUGACAUUUUCUUGCUUUCAUUAGAAACUGAGGCUUGCAAUCCAUCGAAACCAAGGGAAAAUUUGGUGACAAGAAAAAUGAGUCGUGGCAGCAACUUUCCACCUCCUUUGACAUCCAUUAGCGGUUCCAAUGGUGUUCAAGUUAGGUCUCAACGAGAAGGCGGCCGCCUAGUUCUUCAAGCCGUAACUAUCCGUCCUUGUCAUAGUUUCUUCCAUGUAGAACGAAGUGAUGGCAGGCUCAGGCUUUCCCUUUUGAAGGAUUCCGACAAAGAUGGCGAAGAGGAAGACCAAGAAGAGGCAGUAGGAGAAGAUGAAAAUGGCAAAGUAGAUUAUGAAGAAAAUGGAAUAGAAGGAGAAGUGGAAGAAGAGGAGUGUCAUUGGGGAGCUGAGGAUAUGGAAGGAAAUAGUGCCAAUGCUGGGGGUGAAAUUGGAAAAGGGAAGUUUCCUAGGCCAAGCAGCUGCAAAGAAAAAGGGCGUGGGCACAAAGGUUUGCUUCAUUGGGAGCAAUUCUUGCUGGCUACUUGAAAGCUUAAAGUUGAAGAUUUUUCUCCCUAAUUUCCCAUUUUCUCCCUUUAUUUUUUAUUUCUAAUUUCCGUUUGAGAUUAACGAA
Molecule: messenger RNA, 1117 nt
Organism: Durio zibethinus
Lineage: Eukaryota; Viridiplantae; Streptophyta; Magnoliopsida; Malvales; Malvaceae
Product: protein FANTASTIC FOUR 2-like
Source: RefSeq, a predicted model, not a curated record